Molecule: messenger RNA, 1617 nt
Organism: Dendronephthya gigantea
Lineage: Eukaryota; Metazoa; Cnidaria; Anthozoa; Malacalcyonacea; Nephtheidae
Product: stimulated by retinoic acid gene 6 protein-like
Exons: 16
Biological process (GO): vitamin A import into cell
Cellular component (GO): plasma membrane
Molecular function (GO): signaling receptor activity; retinol transmembrane transporter activity
Source: RefSeq, a predicted model, not a curated record
UUAGUUUUCCUUUUAGUUUUCCUUUUGUUACUUUAAUUUAAGUUGUUUUCGAUAUCGCUAUAUUAAUAGUAAAGUUCCUAAGGACUUUAUUUAUAGUGCACUUUAUGUAAGCGAGCCCUACCACGAAGAUUGGCUUGUGUAAAACCUUUACAAAAACCUUUACAUUUUAAUGAUUAUAUUGUAUUUUCUUAUGGUCAAGUCGUUCAUAAUCUUUCAGUCUUGAGCUCAGAACGUUUCCUGAUCACGUGGCCUAUGCAUGACCCUUACCCUUGAACAAAAUCCGUAUAUAAAUUACUUUCUUCCUCCAAGGCAAGACAAGGUUAGGCUGGCCUAAAGUACGAUUAAAUUGGGGAAUAUCCCGAAUCAGAUUGAUUAUUUGAUUUAUGCUACAUUGAGGUUUCUUGGUCGUUAACGCUAAUAUACCAUUUUGAUACGCAGCUGUUUUAUCUUACAGCUUAAACAAUGAACAACAUCACAUCGGAUCCAACAACGACUCCAUGUGCUGUGAACAGAAGAUAUUAUCCUCACAUGUUCUUAAUACCAGCUGUAAUAAUUAUUACAAUCUUGGCCUUUUUGCGAAGACGGAGCAGUUUUAAGAAGCAAGUUUGGGGAGGUCGACCUGGACUAGUUAUACCUAUAGACUUCCUUGGAAUCGAUCAUGAUCGACUGGCAAUCGUGUUUGUGUUCGGAGCUGCUACUGGUUCAAUCGUUGAUCUUAUCCUCACAAAAUACGAAGGAAGGAAUAUUUGGGAAACCGCAUUUAUUGGUAUUGGCAUUGCUCUAGAGGUAGCUUUUCUAUAUUACCCAUACUUUGCGUGUUUGGCGUCGUAUCACAGAAUUAUCGGAGCGUUGAUGGGACUACCUUAUGCAUCAAUUAUGUUUGCGCUAGGAAAAACGAUGGAUCUUGAAGAGUGUAAUGGCAAUACGAGAACUUGGCAAGAUGUUGUUUUUAUGUACAUAUUACCAAAUAUACUGACAAUUAUAUGUCACUUGUGUAUUCUGGGAAAGUUUAUCAUUGUGCUGUACCAAGAGAUUAAGGAAUACGGGAUCUUUGGAAUCCAGAUUUUCGAUCGUAGGAAUGAAGAUUUAUCCAUGCAAGUGAAUUUGACCAGGCCUUGGUUAAUAAACCAUGUGAAGGAUCUUAUUAAAAGAAGAACACCUCAAUAUUCAAGGACUGAGUAUUACUUAAGGAAAAUCUACAAUCCUGAGAAAAAUUUUAAAUUUUCCACUCAAACGCUCUCCGUUGUGAUGAUAUGUAGUAUUUUGUGCUACAAAAUUUCGUUCAUACUUGUUUUGCAAGCAAGUACGUUACUGGACGCAAUAAAUGAUGACGAUUCUGAUCAUAUAUUGGUUAAACUUUCACGUGGAUUUUUUGGUGCAUUACUCGCUGGGACUAUCCUCACUGCUAUUUUUUGUGUCGUGUCCAUCAUUCGUUUUAUGGAAAAUCAUAAGAAUAACAUGCUGCAGAUGUUUAAGGGGGAUAAAUCGUUCAUUCCACGAAAGAUCAAUGUCACUCAGUUCAUGAUAGGAAAGGGAUUACGAUAUCACAGUUAUCAGAUUGGUUACUUCCUGUGGGGUUACGCGUUGCUUCUUUCGUUGUUCUUUCUUAUCUGUUUC